Molecule: messenger RNA, 657 nt
Organism: Arachis duranensis
Lineage: Eukaryota; Viridiplantae; Streptophyta; Magnoliopsida; Fabales; Fabaceae
Exons: 2
Coding region: 1-657 (218 amino acids)
Biological process (GO): DNA integration
Molecular function (GO): nucleic acid binding
Source: RefSeq, a predicted model, not a curated record
AUGUGGUGCUCAUCAGGCAGGAAAGAAAAUGAGAUGGGUGUUAUAACGCAAUCAUGUAUAUUGGCCAUCUAUGAUAAAAGAUUGUAUCGAUUAUACAAAGGCAUGUCAAUAAUGUCAGAAACAUGGCUCGUUACAGCAGAUUCCAGCGUUUUCCUAAUAGAAGUUGGCCAAAGUGAAAUAAUAGACUUUGUCGAGGAAUAUAUUAUCCAUCGAUUUGGUAUCCCUCAGACAUUAAGUACUGACCAAGGGACCAUGUUUACUGGUCAGAGAGUUAAGAAUUUUGCAGCCUCGAGGAGUAUUAAUAUGGUUACUUUGACUCCUUAUUAUGCACAGGCUAAUGGGCAAGUAGAGGCAGCAAAUAAAAUUCUGAUAAGUCUGAUUAAAAAGCACAUUGGAAAUAAGUCUCGAAUAUGGCGUGAAACUUUAAGCCAAGUUUUAUUGGCUUAUCAAAAUUCGCCAAGAGGGUUAACAGGAACUUCACCUUAUAAAUUGGUGUAUGGUCAUGAUGCAGUAUUACCAUUUGAAAUUAAUUUGAAUACUUUAAGGGUAUCAAAACAGAAUGAUUUUCCAGUUGAUGAUUAUUGGAAUGCAAUGUUCGAUGAGUUAAAUGAAUUAGAUUUGGAACAAAUCCUAGCACUCGAUAAUGUGAUUCGAUAA